AACUACAUAACAGUGUUUCUGCAGUUCCUCAUUGCCAUGAAGCGGAAAAUGAAGGCGUGUUGAAAGCGAACAGGCGGAUAUGAAGCGUAUUUGUCAGUAAUUCGUGUUGAGGCCGAGCGAGAAGAAGAGUUAUUUUUAUUUGUCUGGGACUGAGUUGGCGUUUCUGGAUGAGCAUGUCUCUUGCACAGCGAGUGCUCCUCACCUGGAUCUUCAGCCUCAUCUUUCUCAUCAUGCUGGUCCUCAAAUUGGAUGAUAAAAUCCACUGGAACUGGUUCCUUGUCUUUCUUCCCGUCUGGACCUUCGACACCAUUCUCCUGCUCAUGCUCAUUGUAAAAAUGGCCGGCCGCUGUAAGCCGGGCUUCGACCCACGCAACGCAGCUGACAACCUGAAGAAACGAGUUUGGUACCUGGUGGCCAUUUUGUUAAAGCUGGCCUUCAGUCUGUUGCUGUGUGCGAGGCUGGAGCGUCUGACGGAGACCUAUCUGAGUUUUAUAUGUAUACCACUGUGGGCUCUUCUUAUCGGAGCCAUGGUGGAGCUCGGCUACAACGUCUUCCACUUCUGAAGAGACUGAGCAGGAAGACACUGAUUGACUGAGCAGAAAGUUGUAAAUAUAAUUUGUGUACUAUAUGACACACUUAUUUAUAAGUGUCCAUGUGGAUUAGAAUGACAACGUGUUUAAGAAUCUGCUGUGUAAGAGCAGGAAUGUCUGUUCCUAUAGAUUGAAAAGCUUAAUUAGUGGACACAUUGGUGACUGAUGAUUUAUGUUGUGAGUAGCAGGUACUACAUGCCUACAUUUUUUUUUUAAAUUUUAUUUUAUUUUUAAUCCUGUGUGUCUUUGGAUUACACAAUUUCCUCUUUACUCCAAAUGCAGGUGAUCAUCCAGGACCUAUUUGGUGUCUGAAGCGCUUUAGUUUUGCACUGGAUCUAUUAAAUAAUGAUGCUAACAAGUAAGGGAACUUUAUAGCUUCCAGUUUAGCAUUGUGCACGUGUCAUGAUUAAAAUAUCACAUUCACCUCAAAUGUCAAUGUUUUUCUCAGCAGCACCUUUUAUACACAAAAUAGCACAUAUACAAAUCAAAUCAAUCUGGAAUGGUAUUAUCAUGUGAAUGACUUCUAACUAUAAUUCUGCAUUCCAGGAUGCGGACCUGGAUGCAAUAAACCUGCCUUAUCAACAUAAGUUACCACUGGAGCUACAUGGCGAAGAAAGCAGACCUUGAAUAUCAAAUCUGUCUAGACAGAAUGAUUAUAUUUGGGAUAAAAGGAAAAAUUGUGUAUGUUUUAUUUUUGGCUGUUCCUUCAAAGUGUGUCUAGAGAUUUCUCCAUGAAUUUUGGGUAUUAUAUUUUCACACUUGUUCACUUUAAGUAAUUGUGCAAUCACACUGUAAAAUAGUGUUGAAUUGAUGCUCUUCAUGAACAGUACAGAAUGCUUGUCUCAGCAGAAACAUAUUACUUGUUAGUGCUUUACAUUAAUGUACACUAAACUAACUUUAUUUAUUGCAUUAAUGUUAACAUUAACGCAACAGAAACCUCAGCACCUGUAUUAAUUGAUGUUUGUGUAAAUGAUAAAUACAUACUUCUUUGAAAACAAGCUAUUUCCAUCAAAUCUUAGUUUAUUAAAGAAUGACACAUCAUAAUUUUCAUCCAGUUAUAUUUCGUUUUGUGGAACGUCCACAAAGCAAGUUGGUUUCUGUUAUUACUUGUGUUAUAUAGCAGCUAUAAACAGUCAUUCCCCCAGCCUUUUUUCCCCCUUGAAGUUAAAAAGACAAAAAAGAAAUGCAGCUUGUCAUGUUACCAAAAAGUGUUUUGUGCUGAAGACUUAUGAAAAUUUAAUGUUACAGGUUCUGACUGUUUACUUCUGACUGUUACAAAACUUGGAGACUUCCAAAAUGUUGAUAAUCACACACUGAAUAAACAUUAACAUUAAUUAA
This is a messenger RNA of Pangasianodon hypophthalmus (striped catfish), 1928 nucleotides long. RefSeq names its product transmembrane protein 60 (gene tmem60). The transcript has 2 exons. Bases 168 to 563 code for a protein of 131 amino acids. The record is from RefSeq and is a predicted model, not a curated record. NCBI's taxonomy places the organism in Eukaryota, Metazoa, Chordata, Actinopteri, Siluriformes, Pangasiidae.